UUAUGAAAAAAAUACAACAUUGUCAUUGGUCAAGAGGCGGGACUAGUGCUGAAUGAAUACAGGAAGUGGAUAGCGUGAGACUGCACUUUGACGUUCGACGCAAACCUUAACAGUUUUGAGUACCUUAUCAGCAUUAUUUGCGCUCUCAGAACAAAGAUGGUGGACUCUCAGUACUACCUUCCCAAUGACAUUGGGAUCUCAGCCCUCGACUGCCGUGAGGCAUUUCGUCUGUUGUCACCUCAGGAGAAAAUGUAUGCCCACUAUCUGUCCCGGGCUGCUUGGUAUGGUGGCCUGGUGGUGCUCCUGCAGACAUCUCCAGAGUCUGCAAACAUCUUCGUCCUGCUGCAGAGAAUCUUUAGGAAGCAGACUCCAGAACAGCUGGAGCAGGUCGCUAAAGCAGCUGGUCUCAGCUCUGAGGAAUACCAGGCCUUCUUGGUCUACGCUGCUGGUCUGUAUGCAAACAUGGGCAACUACAAGUCUUUUGGAGACACCAAGUUCGUCCCCAAUCUACCAAAGGACAAGCUGGAAGCUCUGGUGAGGGCCAGCCAAGCGUUUCAGGAGAGUCCCACUGAGAUGGAGGCUCUGUGGAGCAACACCUCAGGUCUGAUUUAUUCCCUGGAAGACCGACAGAAACAGCUGGGGCUGGGCGAUAAGGGGAUAACAACAUACUUCUCAGGAAACUGCUGUCUGGAGGACGCUGAACUGGCUCAGAGGUUUUUAGAUUCAAAGAAACUUUCUGCUUACAACACACGUCUGUUCAAGAGAGACAAUGGAGGGAAACCCUGUUAUGAGGUGCGCCUGGCUUCAGCCAUUCAGAAAGACUCUGCAGAGGACGGGGAAUGUGAGUCGUCCUGUGGCAGCUUCAGCUUUGAAGACAAAGAAUUUAUUGUUAAGAGGGGAGACUACAGUCCUCUUAUGGAAAAAGUCUGUCAUUACCUCCAACAAGCUCAGGCUUAUGCAGCCAAUGACAACCAGAGAAAGAUGCUGGAAGAGUACCAACGCAGUUUUGAAUUUGGUUCCAUUCAAGCCCACAAAGAAGGCUCACGGUUUUGGAUCAAAGAUAAAGGCCCGAUUGUUGAGAGUUAUAUAGGAUUCAUAGAGAGCUACAGAGAUCCGUUUGGCUCCAGAGGAGAGUUUGAAGGGUUCGUUGCCGUGGUGAACAAGGCAAUGAGCGAGCGUUUUGCCAAGUUGGUCAGCUCAGCAGAAGUCCUGCUGCCUGAGCUACCCUGGCCCCAGGACUUUGAGAAGGACACCUUCCUUAAACCAGACUUUACUUCCCUGGAUGUUUUAACGUUCGCUGGCAGUGGAAUUCCAGCUGGGAUUAACAUCCCAAAUUAUGAUGACAUCAGGCAGUCAGAGGGCUUUAAGAACGUGUCCCUAGGGAAUGUGCUGGCUGUAGCCUACGCCACACAGAAAGAAAAACUCACCUUCUUGGAAGAGAAGGAUAAGGAUUUGUUUAUCAAAUGGAAGGGGCCAUCCUUCGAGGUGCAGGUCGGUCUGCAUGAGCUCCUGGGUCAUGGAAGUGGAAAGCUAUUUGUCCAGGACGACCACGGCAAGUUCAACUUCGAUCAGAGUAAGGUGGUGAACCCAGAGACGGGAGAAAAGGUGUCAAGUUGGUAUCGUGGCAGCGAGACGUGGGACAGUAAAUUCUCCACGAUUGCUUCUUCCUAUGAAGAAUGCCGAGCAGAAUGUGUUGGGCUCUAUCUGUGUCUGAACAAGCAAGUGUUGAGUAUUUUCGGCCAUGAAGGUCAGGAUGCUGAGGAUGUGGUUUACGCCAACUGGCUGAGCAUGGUCAGAGCUGGGCUGUUGGGUCUGGAGUUUUAUACGCCUGAGAGCAAAAGCUGGAGACAGGCUCACAUGCAGGCGAGAUUCGUCAUCCUGCGCGUCCUGCUGGAGGCGGGAGAAAGUCUGGUGGGCUUGGAGGAGGUAACGGGGCAGGACGGCAAGCCCGACGCACGGAUCACACUAGACCGGAGCAAGAUCAGCACUGUGGGCAAGGACGCCAUCCACAGGUUCCUCUGUAAACUGCAGAUCUUAAAGUCUACAGCAGAUGUAGAAGGAGGCAGAGCUCUCUAUGACGCUUACUCCACUGUCAGCGACACCAGAGCUCACAACUUCCUGCGUCUGCGGGAGAUCGUGCUGCUGAGGAAAGAGGCGCGCAAAAUGUUUGUCCAGGCCAACACCAGAAUCAUCGGGGAGAAUGUGGAGCUGGUGGAAUAUGAAGGCAGCGCAGCAGGUUUGAUUCGCUCCUUCAUCGAACGCUUCCAAGAUGACGCAGAGCAGCUGGAAAACACCCUUUUGGAUCUGAACAAAGCAGACGCCUCCUGCUGGUGUUGAUGGAGGAUUGAUCCUCUUGUUUAAAAAAUGGCCUCCGAAGUCAAGUUUCCCAUGCUGAAGAUUUACGAAAGGUUUAAAGUGUGAAAAAUUCAACUCUUAAAAUGAAUAAGCCAUACGAUGUGUAUCUAAUCAUUUUGAGCUAAUAUGUAAUGAAAUGGAUCUCUUUGGUAGAGGCACUUGACAUGUUUUCUAAUGAGAAUAAAAACUGCAUUACCUGGAAAAAUCAAUGGUUUCUUUAGUUAAAUAAUUUCCUCUGUCAUGAUAUUUGACUUUGUGUACCUAUGCUGAUUGGUGGCUAAAAACAAUAAAGAAAAUGUCU
Molecule: messenger RNA, 2656 nt
Organism: Cyprinodon variegatus (sheepshead minnow)
Lineage: Eukaryota; Metazoa; Chordata; Actinopteri; Cyprinodontiformes; Cyprinodontidae
Gene: dpp3
Product: dipeptidyl-peptidase 3
Exons: 19
Coding region: 157-2337 (726 amino acids)
Biological process (GO): proteolysis
Cellular component (GO): cytoplasm
Molecular function (GO): metalloexopeptidase activity; dipeptidyl-peptidase activity
Source: RefSeq, a predicted model, not a curated record